This is a messenger RNA of Papaver somniferum (opium poppy), 1128 nucleotides long. RefSeq lists its product as uncharacterized. Lineage: Eukaryota; Viridiplantae; Streptophyta; Magnoliopsida; Ranunculales; Papaveraceae. Gene Ontology annotation, biological process: DNA integration. The record is from RefSeq and is a predicted model, not a curated record. Bases 1 to 1128 code for a protein of 375 amino acids. The transcript is spliced from 4 exons. Gene Ontology annotation, molecular function: nucleic acid binding; RNA-DNA hybrid ribonuclease activity.
AUGAAUCCUUUGAAAUGCGCUUUCGGUGUUUCUUCAGGCAAGCUCCUGGGAUUCCAGCUCGUUGCUUCAUUCACCUCCUUGCUGAAGAAAGGAACGAGUUUCGUCUGGACUACACUACACCAAGAAGCAUUUCAGAAGAUUCAACGGAUAUUGUCGUCUCCAGCGGUCAUGAAGUCCCAUGUCCAAGGAAGACCAUUGUGCCUCUACACCGCAUUCAGUGAUACCGCCGUCGGGGCUUUGCUCGCUCAGGAGGAUGAUGAGGGAGUCGAACAUCCCAUAUACUAUUUCAGUCAAAUAUUAAGAGAUGCUGAACUCAGGCUGGUCAAGUGGCUUCUUCAAAUGUCAGAGCUAGACAUAACGCGUACAUCACCAAGGGCUAUCAAAGGACAAUCCGUUACAGAUUUACUGGCAACAUUCCUUGGAAAAGGCACUACUGCACUACACGAGGAUCUCCCUGGAGAAUUUCCAAAGAUCUCCGUUGUCGAAGGAGAGGCAUGGAUGCUGUAUUUCGAUGGCUCUGCCACUCCUAGCAAUAACACUAGAAGGGCAGGCGUGGUCCUAGUGUCUCCAACUGGUGAAGUUUUCUCACAUUUCUUCAAGUUGGACUUUCAGUGCACCAACAACUCAGCAGAGUAUGAAGCUUUUCUCAUAGGACUGUCAAUAGCCAAACAAGCAGGUGCCACUCGCCUGGAGAUAAGAGGUGACUCUAAGUUACUGGUUAAUCAGAUGAAUAGAAUGUAUGCGUUGAAGGAGGUACGAGAGUUGCUUGAAGAAUAUGGGAUUAAAAAGGUCUUCUCCACCAUUUACUAUCCUCAAGGAAAUGGACAGGCUGAAAGCACCAACAAAACAUUAAUUCGUAUUCUCAGUCGGAUAGUACAUGACAACCCCAGAGAGUGGAACGAGCAGUUACCGACGGCGCUAUGGGCGUAUCGGACGGCACCUAGAAGUUCUAUUGGGGUUUCUCCAUAUUCACUUGUUUACGGUGCGGACGCGAUCCUCCCAGCAGAAAUCAAGGUUCCGCCAGCCAGGAUUGCAGCAACAAGUGGGGUCCAGUGGAACGAGGCUAAAGCAUCUAACUCAAGAAUCGCUGAGUUAGACACUCUCGAUUCCCGAAGAAGCAAGGCAUAG